Molecule: messenger RNA, 381 nt
Organism: Callorhinchus milii (elephant shark)
Lineage: Eukaryota; Metazoa; Chordata; Chondrichthyes; Chimaeriformes; Callorhinchidae
Product: zinc finger protein 276-like
Exons: 3
Coding region: 22-381 (119 amino acids)
Source: RefSeq, a predicted model, not a curated record
CCUCACACACACACACUCAACAUGAAACGGAACAAACGGGGCCGCUUCGUGUCGGUGGCGAUGGCCAAGAAGAUGGAGAAGCUGUCGGAGGGGCAGCGGCAGCGGUGGGUCCGGGACCAGCAGCCCCGGCCUGAGGGCGAGGCGGCGGCGGCGGCGGCCACACGAGCGGAUUGUCGCGGGCCGGAGACAGCUGCACCUAUUGUUGUGACCACCAGCUAUUGCCGCCUCUGCCAUGGCAAGUUUUCCUCCAGGAGUUUGCGGAAUGUCUUUGCAAAGGUUCCUCUGAUUGACACAAAUCCAGAGAGGCAGCGAAGAGCACAACAAACUUUCUGUGCCGAUUUCCAGAGGCUGGUUGGCAUUGUGGUUUUUUGCAGCCACUGA